CUCUGAUGCUCCACAGCAGCGCUGCGGAGGUUGGGGCUCGUGGUGCUGGGAGCCAUUCCUGCAGCUGCCAUCGGGAGCCAACUGGGUGGCACGUCCCCCUGGAGGGUGAUGUGACCCCCAGGUGGGUGAUGUGACCCCCAGGUGAGUGAUAGGAGCCCCAGGUGGGUGACACAUCCCCCCGGUGGAUGAUGUGUCCCCUGUGUGGGUGAUACUCACCCCAAGUAGGUGAUAUGGCCCCCAGGUAGGUGACAUGAGCCCCAGGUGGGUGGCAUGUCCCCAGGACGGGUGAUGUGUCCCCUAGGGGGGCAGUAUGUCCCCCAGGUGGAUGAUACGUCCCCUUAGGUGGGUGAUAUGUCCCCAAGAUGGGUGAUGUGUCCCCCAAAUGAGUGGCACAUCCCCCAGGUGGGUGACACAUCCCCCAGGAGGGCAGCACAUCUUUAUCAGCACAGAUUUUGUACCAGAACCAAUGAGCACUCCACCUUCCAGCCAGGGCUGACCGACCUGCCAGGGCCGUGGCUUUCCAGUUUCCCCUCUGCUUUCAGCUCUGUGUUGGGUGUUUGGAGCUGACAGGCGGAUCCUUUGGGUGCACUGUGGGUGCUGUGCUGGCUGCUGGCGAUGCUUGGCAGGAGCCCCGAGCUUUCCAAGGGCGUGAAAAGCUGAAAGCCAGCAAGAGGCUGCAGAGUGCGGUCUGUGACCCGGCUCUGCUCCAUCUGCAGCACCCAGCACCCAGCUCUGUGUGUCAGUGCUGCUCUGCUCCUCUGUGUGCUCACAGCUGCAGGGCCUGAGCUGACAAAGUCGCUCCCUGUGCGCUGCUGGAAGGGGAUGGCUGUGUGUCCCUGUGCUGCUUCUCCUGCAGUGAGGCUGCAGGAAGGCGUUCGCCUCCACCUUCCCUUUGCUUUCAGCUUUGCAGGCAGCUGUGGAAGGAGCUGGCAGCUGAGCAAUGGGAAGGAAAGCUGUGCCCUCGUGCAGCGUGGGAAUGGCACAGUGGGGCAGCGUGGGGCUCUGUGCACGGGGAUGCACCCGUGGUGCUGGGCUGUGUGCGUGGCCCCGUGCCCAGUGGGAUGUCGGGUUGUCCCACAUGUGCUCUCUGACCCCCAGGAGGUGGUGGGAAUUGCCGGGGGGGGGGUCCCACACCCCCAGCAUCCCCCUGCCCUGCCCUGUGCUGCAGCCCUGCCCUGCCCCUUCCAUUUUUAGCCUCCUCUUUGUUCCCAGCCUCAGCCUUUCCAGGGCAGUUCCCAGAGCCCUGAGCUCAGCCCGGAGCUGCGCCAGCGCUGCGUGACUCCUUCCUGGAAGAGGCACAAAAGAAAGCUUCCCCCCCCCCCCCCUCCCACCCCCCAAUGCCCCCCAUCCUCAGCAGAUUCCGGGGCCGUGUGGGAGUGCUCCUCAUUGCAAACCCUCACAUGAUGCUGCAGUCAUCGCGUCAGCAGCGGCCGCGCUCACAGCAGAGCUGCACGCCGUGGGGAGGGAAGGGGGGGAAAGGGGGGGGGCUGAGUGUUUGUUGGCAACCGGGUGCUUUCUCAGCGCAGGGAUGGAGAGCUGAGCUCCCACUUUGGGUCUCUCAGCCGUCGUUACCUGCAGGGUGCUCAUUGUCAGCGUGUUUGCAACACCAGCAGCAUAACACCUGUCCUUGUGAGCAGCUGCGAGCGGAGCACAUUGACUGCUGCUGCCUUCCUGUGCCUGCUGCUCAGCAACUGGUGCGUUGUGAUGCAAAGGAAGGGAUUUGUUGCAAAGCUCGGGAUCCCACCUGAGAGAUGGGGACGGCCCUGCUGGGCAGCUGGGCAGUGGCUGUGCAAUGGCUGUGCAGCAGUUAAGCAGCAGCUGUGCAAUGGAUGUACAAUGGUUGUGCAGCAGUUGUGCAGCAGCAGUGCAAUAGCUGUGCAAUGGCUCUGCAGUGGUUGUGCAACAGCUGUGCAGUGGCUGUGCAGUGGUGUGCAGUGGCUGUGCAAUGGCUGUGCAGCAGCUGUGCAGUGGUUCUGCAGCAGCUGUGCAAUAGCUGUGCAGUGAUUGUGCAGCAGCAGUGCAAUGUCUGUUCAAUGGAUGUGCAGCAGCUGUGCAAUGGCUCUGCAGUGGUUGUGCAGCAGCUGUGCAAUAGCUGUGCAAUAGCUGUGCAAUGGCUGCAGUGGAUGUGCAGCAGCUGUGCAGUGGCUCUGCAAUGGUUAUGCAACAGCUGUGCAAUGGCUGUGCAAUGGCUGUGCAAUAGCUGUGCAGUGGCUGUGCAAUGGCUGUGCAAUAGCUGUGCAGCAGCAGUGCAAUGGUUGUGCAAUGGCUGGGCAAUGGCUGUGCAAUGGCUGUGCAAUAGCUGUGCAAUGUCUCUGCAGUGGCUGUGCAAUGGCUAUGCAGCAGCAGUGCAAUGGUUGUGCAAUGGCUGUGCAUGGUGGCAGCCCUCGGUGACCCCACAGCAGUGCAAUGGGGCUGUCUCUGUGCCACGCAGUGAUGAUGGCACGAUGGCUGCCGUGACUUUGGUGGUGCCUGGCCCCUAUUUUUAGCUGCUUUGCAGCACCGUUUGGCUGCACGUGUGCAUAAUGGCUGCAGUCAGCGUGGCAAACAAACACAGCUUCUUUUUGCACUGCACACAAAAGAAGAGGACGGCGCUCGGGGCGCUGCAGAGGGCUCCUGCCUCUUCCCCCAGCACACAAUGGGUGUGUUGUGCCUGCUGGGGCUGAUGUCACUGCACACUGCUCCUGCAGCACAGCUGGGAGCUGCACGGAGCCAAGCAUGGGCCCUCUGCAUGCAGCAUGCACGGCUCCUGGUGCACGUGUGGCCCUCGGGGCAGUGGGGCUGUGACCAGCAUGGGGCUGUUGUGGGGUUUGCUUUGUUUCCGUGCUGCCCACACUCCUUGCUCCUAUUCUGGGGGGUGGGGGGGGGAGCAAAAUGAGGCUGAGAUUAGAAAAGCUCAGAUGGGAGCUGUGCUCAGGGCUCUGCAGGGCUCCGAGUCUCAUCUGCAUGUCACAGUGACCCGAGUGCAUCAGCACCUUCUGUGCAAAGUGAUGGGCUGGGAGCUCCCUGCUGCUUUCUGAAGCCAAGCCCUGCAGCUGGGGCAGCAUGCAGCCCUGCCCUGUGCUUGCAGCAGGAGUGUUUGCAAGUUGUUGUGUUUGCAAUAAGAGCAUUUGCAGCAGGAGUGCAGAAUACCUCGAGGAAGCCCAGGGCUCUGCUCAGAGCUCGGGUACUGUCUGCUGCAACAGAAACAGAAAGCCUGACCUGCUGGGCUCCUGCUUGAGCUGUGCACAAAGCGUGUGCAUGUCAGCGCGCUCAGAGCUGAGCUGCAGCUUGCAGCGUGAUGCAUGCGGUGGUUCUGGGUUGUUUGCAGCUGCACCCGACCAUGGCUGAAUGCAGAGCUGGGGAAGAAAGGAACCCCAAAGGAUCCUCAUUGCUGGGCCGGGCGCCGAUGGCAGACGAUGUCGACCACUAACAACAUCGCCCAGGCCCGCAAGCUGGUGGAGCAGCUCCGCAUCGAGGCCGGCAUCGAGCGCAUCAAGGUCUCCAAAGCCUCUUCGGAGCUGAUGAAUUACUGCGAGCAGCAUGCCCGGAGCGACCCGCUGCUGGUGGGGGUGCCCGCCUCCGAGAACCCCUUUAAGGACAAAAAGCCCUGCACCAUCCUAUAGCCACCCCAGCUGCCGUGUGUGCCCCCCGGGCAGGGCCAGGCUGGACCCGCUGGCACCGCGCCGCGCCGAGGGGUAACCGGCGACCAUCGGCUGCAGCGCUUCCAUCCGUGGGCACUGCGGGUUGGGGUGGUGGUGGAGGGCGCUGAGCCGAAGGGGUGAACAUUUCCAAGUAACACAAAACAAAGAAAAGGGGGUCGGGGGUGGGAGUUGGGGGGGGGGGGGGGGGGGUUUGGUUUGGGUUUUUAAAAGCCUGCGGUGGGGUUGGGGGAGGAACGGAGGGGUUUGGUGUCGUGGCGGACAGCGGGAUGGGCGAGGGGGGCGCGGAGCAGAGCCCUGGGUGUGGGUCCGAGUGUGGGUCUGAGCCCCUCUGUCCACAGCGAAGGCAUUGGGGGCUGCAGCCGUGGGGGGGGGGGUGAGUGCUGCUGUGUAGGAAAUGGGGGCAAACCCCCCCCCCGAUAAAGCACCCCAAAAGUGAGGAAAUGGAGAUCUGCGGGUUGGGGGGGGGCCGUGCUGGGGGGCACUGCGUGCAGCUCCCGGGCUCCCCCCUGGCUGAGCGCAUCCCAGCCCCACAUCGCCCCACGUUGCCCCACAUCCACAGCCUCGGCGCCGCCCCCCCCUCCGACCCCCAUCGCUGAGCUCUGACCGCCAGCCCCACCGCCCCGGGUUGUGCCGCAGUGGUGCGUUCUCUUCUCGAGGGAGGAGUUUCCUCUGUCCUUAAUCUAGUACAGUUCCAGCCUUAUUUUUCUACUCCAGAUUGCUGAUUCUUCCUCUAUGUUAGAGACCAGUGCAUGGUGCUAUAGCUGGCGGAUCGGGGGCAGUGAGCAGCCCCGUGCCCCCCACAGCCCUGCCUGCCCCACGCCUGCCAACAGUGCUCUGCCCAGGGGGGUCCAGGAGGGUCCAUGUGGGUCCAUAUGGGUCCGUGUGGGUCCCUAUGGGUCUGUGUGGGUCCAUAUGGGUCCAUAUGAGUCCAUCUGGGUCUGUGUGGGUCCAGGUGGGUCCCUAUGGGUCCGUGUGGGUCCGUAUGAGUCCAUGUGGGUCCUUGUGGGUCUAUGUGGGUCCAUGGGUCCAUGUGGGUCCAUAUGAGUCCAUGUGGGUCCUUGUGGGUCCAUGGGUCCAUAUGGGUCCAUAUAGGUCUGUGUGGGUCUGUGUGGGUCCAUGGGUCCAUAUGGGUCCCAUCUGGGUCUGUGUGGGUCCAUGGGUCCAUUUGGGUCCAUGCGGGUCCAGGUGGUCCGUGUGGAUUUAUGCUGAUCCAUCUGGGUCCAGGUGGGUCCCUACGGGUCCAUGUGGGUCCAGGUAAGUCCCCGUGGGUCUGUGGGAUUCCAUAUGGGCCCAUAUGUGUCUAUGGGGGUCCAUAUGGGUCCCUGUGCAUCCCUGAGGUUCCAAUCCCCGCUGCACACUGCUGGUCGCAUCCCCGCAGAGCCGCUGCCCCAUUGCCGUGCUGGGGGGGUGCGUUGGUGACAGCAGCGAUGUGGGGCAGGGCUGGGGCUGCCGGGGGGCUGUCGGUGUCUCCUCACGAGGUGAGAAAACCCCCAAACUCCUUUUUUUUUCCCCCCUUGUUUUUAAUGGGUUCCCCCCCCCCCAUCUGCCAUAAGCUCUGCUGGUCCCGCAGGCGUUGUUGUAUGGUGUGGGUGGGAGCUCCGAUGGCCGCUCUGUGGCCGGGAAUGCAUUUACCAAAAAGGAAAGCAA
Messenger RNA from Gallus gallus (chicken), 5288 nucleotides. RefSeq names its product G protein subunit gamma 7 (gene GNG7). NCBI's taxonomy places the organism in Eukaryota, Metazoa, Chordata, Aves, Galliformes, Phasianidae. The transcript is spliced from 3 exons. The coding region runs from base 3282 to 3602 and encodes 106 amino acids. Gene Ontology annotation, biological process: G protein-coupled receptor signaling pathway. Gene Ontology annotation, molecular function: G-protein beta-subunit binding. The record is from RefSeq and is a predicted model, not a curated record. Gene Ontology annotation, cellular component: heterotrimeric G-protein complex.